This is a messenger RNA of Habropoda laboriosa, 1074 nucleotides long. Its product is annotated as phytanoyl-CoA dioxygenase, peroxisomal-like. Gene Ontology annotation, molecular function: phytanoyl-CoA dioxygenase activity. Gene Ontology annotation, biological process: fatty acid alpha-oxidation. The coding region runs from base 82 to 972 and encodes 296 amino acids. NCBI's taxonomy places the organism in Eukaryota, Metazoa, Arthropoda, Insecta, Hymenoptera, Apidae. The transcript has 7 exons. The record is from RefSeq and is a predicted model, not a curated record.
GUCAGUGUCUGUGAAUGGUUGUUGGCAAGUGGAUUGUGACUAUUUUUGAAAAAUCUCUGACUACGAGAGGUCUCUGGAAAAAUGACACCAAGUGGGCCGAUGCUGCGUUUCACGAAAAACAAUAACAUGUUGACCUUAAGUCAACGUCUGUUUUACGAGAAAAAUGGAUACCUGCUGCUUCCGCGUUUGCUGCCGCAAGAGCUUCUCGACAAGUGUCAUCAGAGGUUCGACGACAUCGUGGCUGGCAAGGCUCCACGCGAAGGAAUAACAGUGAUGUACGACGUGAAGGACAGAAAGUCGGUCAACAAAUUGCAGGAUAUAAACCGUGACGAAGUUUUCCGUGAAUACAUCGAGCAUAAAAGUAUCCUCGAUAUCGUCGAGGGUUUCACCGGGCCGAACAUCAUGGCUGUGAACAGUAUGCUUAUCGCGAAACCACCCGACAUUGGAUUCGGUACUUCCAAACAUCCUCCUCAUCAGGAUUUAUAUUACUUCCCCUUCCGGCCAGCCAACUUGAUAGUGGCAGCAUGGACAGCCAUGGAAUCGUGUACUCGUGAUAAUGGAUGUCUUUAUGUGUCUCCUGGCACACAUGCACUAAAUCGUUUACAUAAACACGACUAUCCCCCGGGAUCUGAGCCAGGUUCCGUCAACAAAUUCUAUCACGGCAUCCUGGAUUUGCCUGAGAAGAUAGACUGGAUAUAUCUCGAGAUGGAACCAGGUGAUACAGUGUUCUUUCAUCCCUUGUUAAUUCAUGGAUCAGGCGUAAACAAAACAAGAAGAACAAGACGAUCGAUUUCUUGCCAUUAUUCGGCGACAGAAUGUCAAUACGUGGAUGUAAGCAAAUCUGUUCAAAAUCGCAUCGAGGACGAAAUCCUGGAGUACGUGCGUAAACGAUAUCCUGGUAUCGAUAUAAGCUAUCAGGACGUAUGGCGUAUUAAAAGUAGCCUAGUACGCGGACUUCAAUCGUCUCUAUGAAAAAACGCUGUGGGAUCAGAUUUUACUGACUAGUUCACCAAGUCCACCCUGGAAUUAUGUCGCAAGUUUUAUUUUACCCUCAUUACCACUAGUCUGUUCUAU